CCAAUCCGACGGCAUUACGCGCUCCCCUGCAGGAGCAGUUCAUGCCGAUGAGAAAUCCCUUUCCCACUCGACACACACCACACUGCUGCCACCGAAUCGGAUCCCGGGAGUUCUCUUCGCCCCUGCCUCUCCUCCGCUUCGCUGCGGCCGGCGACGUCGGGAACACCGGCCGCCUCCGAUUCGAUCCCAACCGGGGGUCUCCCCGGCGGCUAGCCAUGGCGGAGCCGCUCAGCUCAUCCCAAGAUGCGCCCAAUCCCACUGCUACGGAGCAGAGAGUACUGGUGACGAACAAGCACGGGGAGAACCUCGUGGGGCUGCUGCACCACACGGGGUCGAACAAGGUUGUCGUGCUCUGCCAUGGCUUUACGGCUUCCAAGGACGAUGGAAUCAUUGUUGAUCUUGCGGCUGCGAUAACAAAGCGUAGGAUUAGUGUGUUUCGCUUUGAUUUCAGUGGAAAUGGAGAAAGUGAAGGUGAAUUCCAGUACGGUAAUUACAGGAAGGAGGCUGAUGACCUGCAUUCUGUUGUUUCAUAUCUUUACCGGGAGAAGUAUGAUGUAGCAGCAGUUGUUGGUCACAGCAAAGGUGGAGAUGUGGUGGUUCUAUAUGCCUCUAUCUAUAAUGAUGUCCCAAUGGUGGUUAACCUUUCUGGUCGAUUUAAUUUGGAGAAAGGCGUUGAAGAGCGCCUAGGCAAAGAAUUUAUGGAUAGGAUAAACACAGAAGGCUACAUUGAUGUCACAAACAAAUCAGGAAAGUUUUUGUACAGAGUAACCAAAGAGAGCUUGAUGGAACGACUGAACACUGAUAUGCAUGCAGUAAGCCUUUCCAUCAGCAAAGAAUGCAGGUUCUUUACAAUUCAUGGUUCAGCUGAUGAGAUCAUACCAGUGGAAGAUGCAUAUGAGUUUGCAAAGCUUAUACCGAACCACAAACUGCGUGUCAUUGAGGGAGCAAAUCACUGCUACACUGCUCAUCGUAAAGAACUUUCUGAUGCCGUCAUAGAAUCCAUCACAUCCAAUGAGGCAGGAGAUACCCCACCCUAGAGCAGCACGUCCUUUGCCGGGCAUCGAUGGCUUCCUCCGACUCCGCCGCCUUUCCACGCUUCGUCAGGCUGCUCCUCAAUCACCUUACUUAAAGGAUGGCACAUAGACAGAUCCCGGUUUUGCUCUUCGUGUUUGUGUGUGUGUGUGUGUGUGGUGUGUGUGUGUGGUGGGGUGGGGUGGGGUGG
Messenger RNA from Panicum hallii, 1222 nucleotides. RefSeq lists its product as uncharacterized. The record is from RefSeq and is a predicted model, not a curated record. Bases 42 to 1037 code for a protein of 331 amino acids. Lineage: Eukaryota; Viridiplantae; Streptophyta; Magnoliopsida; Poales; Poaceae. The transcript is spliced from 8 exons.